Messenger RNA from Mangifera indica (mango), 751 nucleotides. RefSeq names its product DNA-directed RNA polymerase I subunit RPA12-like. The record is from RefSeq and is a predicted model, not a curated record. Gene Ontology annotation, cellular component: RNA polymerase I complex. Gene Ontology annotation, biological process: termination of RNA polymerase I transcription; DNA-templated transcription. The coding region runs from base 188 to 550 and encodes 120 amino acids. NCBI's taxonomy places the organism in Eukaryota, Viridiplantae, Streptophyta, Magnoliopsida, Sapindales, Anacardiaceae. The transcript has 6 exons. Gene Ontology annotation, molecular function: zinc ion binding; nucleic acid binding; DNA-directed RNA polymerase activity.
CCUUUGGUACGUUAAAAUCCACAAUUAAAUAGUCCAGCAGAGCGCAAGGUUUAUUGUCUUAGGGUUUAUACCAUCUGCAAUUACAGAGAGCUUCAUAGACAUUCAAAUCAACGUAGUUUUUCAAACUUAAUCAUAGUACAUCAUUUCUUUAUUGGUUCAAUUCAACCUUUUGUUUGGAUUGUAGCUCAUGGCAUGUUCUCAAGGCCGUGAUUUCAUGUUCUGCAACUUCUGUGGAACAAUGCUAACGCUGGAACCAGCGUAUGCCGCAUGUCCUUUGUGCAAAUUUAAGAGAAACGCCAAAGAGGUUGUUGGCAAAGAAAUAUGUCAUACUGUCACUGCUGAGGAUAUUAGAAGAGAGUUGGGCAUAUCUCUGUUCGAUAAAGGGGAUAGUGGAGACAACAGUGUGCAAUGGUCGAAGGUCAAAAAGACUUGUGAAAAAUGUCAAAAUCCAGAGAUGCAUUAUUCAACUAGACAAACAAGAUCAGCCGAUGAAGGACAAACUACUCAUUAUCUUUGCCCUCGCUGUGGUUUUCAAUGUCAAGAGAGUUGAUGCUCAAAGUUAUGUUGGGGUUCUGCUAUAUCAUCUUUGCAAAGAAGGGUCCUUUGUGAGCCUGGAAAAAUCCUUUAUAUUGAAGGCCAAAACUGUGUACUUCUUUAACAGAAAUUUGUAAAAUCUAAAAAUUCAACUGUAUUGCGGACAACUCUUUGUGAUCUGAAAUCAUGAAUACAAAAGAGUAGUAUUAUUCCAAAA